This is a messenger RNA of Erpetoichthys calabaricus (reedfish), 534 nucleotides long. RefSeq names its product mitochondrial ribosomal protein S6 (gene mrps6). The transcript has 3 exons. The coding region runs from base 105 to 470 and encodes 121 amino acids. Gene Ontology annotation, cellular component: ribosome; mitochondrial small ribosomal subunit. Gene Ontology annotation, biological process: translation. The record is from RefSeq and is a predicted model, not a curated record. Gene Ontology annotation, molecular function: small ribosomal subunit rRNA binding; structural constituent of ribosome. Lineage: Eukaryota; Metazoa; Chordata; Cladistia; Polypteriformes; Polypteridae.
UGUGAGGGGAGUCAGGAAGACGCUAACCGUGGCAGUUCCGUGAGAGCGGCAAAGAUAUACAAUUCAUUGAGACUUGUGUACCGUUACCAGUGACAGGCGCCGAGAUGCCAAGAUACGAACUGGCACUUAUACUUAAGGCAAUGCAGAGGCCAGAAACUGUGGCAACUCUGAAACGAACUAUGGAGGCUUUGAUUGAAAAAGGGGCUGUUGUGCGAAAUCUGGAGAGCUUGGGUGAGCGGACUCUGCCAUACAAAAUGUCAAAGCAUAACAUGAGACAUACGAGAGGAGGGUACUUUUUAGUGGAUUUUUAUGCCUCCCCAACAAUUGUUUCCAACAUGUUGGACCAUUUGGAAAGAGAUAUUGAUGUUGUUCGACCUACUAUUCUGAAGCAUCAAGCACAAAAUUCAGAGGAGGCCUGCACCGGAAUGGCACCACCUAAUCAGGAAGCAAAACUUUUUAAAAGGAAAUAAGUGUUGAUACUGGUAUCAAGUGUAACUCUUAGUUUAACUUUGAAUAAAAAAUAAUAGAAACUGC